This is a messenger RNA of Notolabrus celidotus (New Zealand spotty), 2045 nucleotides long. RefSeq lists its product as uncharacterized. NCBI's taxonomy places the organism in Eukaryota, Metazoa, Chordata, Actinopteri, Labriformes, Labridae. Gene Ontology annotation, cellular component: mitochondrion. The record is from RefSeq and is a predicted model, not a curated record. Bases 259 to 1110 code for a protein of 283 amino acids. The transcript is spliced from 5 exons.
AAUUUCCCAUGACUCUUUGCGCUGUUGGGGUUACAUGCUGCCCUGCACGCAGUCUGUGUGCUGCAUCAGUGGUAAAUGUGGUCCUUGAACGUUACAUAGCACAAGCAUACUCGUAUGGCCGAAAGGAGAAAGAGGGUCAAUUUAAUUUUGACCUCAACACGAAACUUAAAACGUGCUGUAUUUAUGGUUGUGCAAUCAUAAUCAAAGUCUCUGGUUAAGCGUCACAGAGAAGAGGAGGAGGGAGAGGGAGCACAGACGAUGAUAAUGCAGCGCAUCCUUUGUAAUGGAACGCUGCGCCGUGUCGCAGCAGUCCGCCCCUUGCUGGUCGGCGUCAGCGUCACAGAGCCCCCGGUAGCGUUUUGCUGCUGUGCCCUCCGCCUGUCGAUACCACCACCCACCGGUCGCUGCCUGCUCUCAACCUCAGCCAGCAGCAAGGCAGCACAUCAACCAAAGCAUCAGCCGCCUCAGGAGGAUCCACAAUCCACCUCUACACCUUCAACACAGGAAGUCCAGAAAGAGGAAGCAUGGCCUGAAUAUGUGGAGGUGGACCCCCUGCAGGAUAAGUCCAUCGGUCUGGUCCAGAGGUUUAAGAGGACCUUCAAACAGUAUGGAAAAGUGUUGAUCCCUGUUCAUCUCAUGACGUCCACCGUCUGGUUUGGAACCUUCUAUUACGCUGCUAUGAAGGGUGUGAAUGUAGUGCCAUUCCUGGAGAUGGUUGGUCUACCAGAGUCACUUGUUGGCCUUUUGAGAGACUCCUCGAGUGGCUACGCUCUGACUGCAUACGCCAUGUACAAGAUUGCAACCCCCGCCAGAUACACGGUCACUCUUGGUGGCACGUCACUGUCUGUUCAGUAUCUCCGCAAGCACGGCUACUUAUCCACACCGCCACCAGUGAAAGAAUACUUCCAAGACAAGAUGGAGGAGACGAAGGAGAAACUGUCGGAAAAGAUGGAGGAGACAAAAGAGAGGUUUUCAGAGAAAAUGGAGGAAACGAAAGAACGUUUGUCUGAAAAGAUGGAGGAGACUAGGGACAAGCUCACUGAGAAAAUACAAGAAACCAAAGAAAGAGUCACUGAUGGGAAAGCGUUUUUUAGAAAGAAAGGCGAGUAGAGAAGCUCUCUCUUCCUGGUGGCGCCUCUGAAUGAUCCUAUUUUGAUCCAGACAUGUAAUCAGUGAGUGUGAGCAGAGUGACAGGAGGCGCCGAGAUGCCGCUAGGAAAGAUUGGAAAGACAGAGUACCAUCCUUGUCCUAAAAUUUCACCUUGCACUCAGAGUAAUCACCUGUUGUCUAUUUACCGUAAGUGUAAAAAUCAGUCCCUUACUGUCCAACCUUUACCACUUUGCACUGUAAGUGUAGACUAGAGAGCAGCUUAGCAGACUCCCAGCAAUGCUACGAUCUAAGCCUGUCAUCUCAAACUGGAUUUACGCUGGCUCAAGUGAUCUGGACUUUAACUCUUUGCGGGCUGUUAAAUACGGGGCUGUGUUCACAUUCAUGCAUGAGAGGAAGAAGAGCCGGGGCUUCAAAGGAAUUGAAAAAAUCAAUGUGCCUGUAUAAACAGCAUCCAUGUAAGACUGAACGAGACAGAGCAGGUCUGAUCCUUCUGAACUUGAAGCUCAUAGUAACAUGUGUGUGCGAGUCCAUCAAAGCCUUUCUGAAGGCUGGGUUUCACUUAGUGUCUUUUCUAAUGGAAGGGGGAAGAAUCUAAGUUUUUCUAAUGUAUUUUUAACGGAUAGCCUGAGCUAAUAUAUGACAUUAUUGUACCACUUAAUGUGCUGACUGAAAGUUGUGUAUGAUGUGACAAAGUCAGAUUUAUGAAAGCUGUUCUUGGAGCAGGUAUAUGUCCGCUUACAUGUGAUGAGUUCUCUGUCAUACAUGUAAACAUGCAGCAAGUUCAGUGUGGGAGCAGAGAACACGCUGUGGAUCACGGUGAUGUGUCAGAUUGAAUAUCUUGGGUACUUUGGUAAAUAGAAAUAUGUUGUCUUCAGAAAUUCAAACAGAUGUCUGGUUAAAACCACAACUAAAUAAAGUCAAAUGCAAAUCAUGAA